AUAUACAUGUAGUGCAACAAUUGAUAAUGGCAAAUUGACACCAAAUUCUUAAUAUGCCAAAACAAAUUCAGUAGUUCUCUAUAUCUUGACCCUAUUUUGUUGUAUAUAUAUAGUUUAAGUUUAAGAGUUAAGGAAAUGGAGGAAACGCCUACAAUCCUCCAUGGAACCAUUGAAGCUACCAUCUUCAAUACCUCACCUUACACACCCUUUUUUCCCUUCAAUUGCAUAUGUACAAAGGGAAAGCCAGCUUAUGUAACCAUAAAGAUAGACAACAAAAAGGUUGCAAAAACAAGCAAAGAAAGAAACCGUAUUUGGAACCAAACCUUUCAUAUUCAAUGUGCUCAUCCAACUAAUUCAAUUAUCACAAUUACAUUAAAAUCAUCAAAUUCCAUAUUAGGAAAAUAUCAUAUCAAGGCCCAACAACUUUUAAAUGAAGAAAGUUUUUUAAUCAAUGGAUUAUUCCCUCUUCUCAUGGAAAAUGAAAUACCAAACCCAAAACUUAAAUUGAAAUUUAUAUUAUGGUUUAAGCCUGCAAAAUUGGAACAAAGUUUAUCAAAGGUACUAAGCAAUAGGGAAUUUCAAGGACCAAAGGAUGCAAAAUUUCCACUAAGGUCUAAUUGUCAAGUCAAACUUUAUCAUGAUGCUCAUCAUUGUUCUACAUUUCAACCUCCCUUUGAUCCAUGUGGUACUCCAAAAAAUCUAUGGGAGGAUGUGUAUAAAGCCAUUGAGAAUGCAAAGUAUAUAGUUUACAUUGCAGCUUGGUCCCUCAAUCCCAUGAUGGUUUUGAUAAGAGAUCCUCAUACAGAAAUGCAACAUGCAAGAGGAAUGAGUUUAGGUGAGCUAUUGAAAAAGAAAGCAGAUGAAGGAGUGGCUGUGAGAGUUAUGCUUUGGGAUGAUGAAACAUCAUUGCCCUUAAUUAAGAACAAAAGUCUAAUGAACACACAUGAUGAGGAUGCUGUGACAUAUUUCAACCAUACAAAAGUAAUAUGCAAAAAAUGUACUAGAUUACACCACAAGUUUCCAUCACUAUUUUCUCACCAUCAAAAAACUAUAACAGUUGACACCAAAGUGCUUAAAUCUGAUAAUGAUAGACAAAUUAUGAGUUUUGUUGGUGGAUUAGAUUUAUGUGAUGGUAGAUAUGAUACAGAACAACAUUCAUUGUUUCAAACACUCAUUAAGGAAUCACAUUGUUAUGAUUUUUAUCAACCAAACAUUAUAGGAGCUAACCUUAACAAAGGAGGACCAAGAAUUCCUUGGCAUGAUUCUCAUGCUUGUGUUAUUGGCGAAGCGGCUUGUGAUGUGUUAACAAAUUUUGAGCAAAGAUGGACAAAACAAUGUGAUCCUUCUCUUUUAGUCCCUUCUAGCACUUUGGUGAAUCUUGUUCCUCAAGUAAACUCAAACACUUCAAUAGAAAAUAAUAAUUGGAAAGUUCAAGUUUAUAGAUCAAUUGAUCAUGCUUCUGUUGAUGAUUUGUGUGGAAAUUUCAAUGCCGAGAGAAGCAUCCAUGAAGCUUAUGUUGAUGCAAUUAGACAUGCUGAGAAGUUUAUAUACAUUGAAAACCAAUACUUUAUUGGAGGAUGUCAAUGGUGGGAAAAAGAUAAGAAUGUUGGUUGCACAAAUUUGAUUCCUAUUGAAAUUGCAUUAAAAGUGGUUAGUAAGAUCAAAGCAAAAGAGAGAUUUGCAGUGUAUAUAGUUAUACCAAUGUGGCCAGAAGGAGUGGCUGAAAGUGAAUCUGUUCAAGAUAUAUUGUAUUGGACAAGAGAAACUGUGGCAAUGAUGUAUAGGUUGAUUGGGGAAGCAAUAAAAGAAAGUGGUGAAAUUGGACAUCCAAGAGAUUACUUGAAUUUCUUCUGUCUUGCAAAUAGAGAGCAUAAGGGAAAAGGAGAGUAUCUUCCUUUAGAUUCUCCUCAUCCUGAAACAGAUUAUUGGAAUGCACAGAAAAAUAGAAGAUUCAUGGUUUAUGUUCAUUCCAAGCUCAUGAUAGUGGAUGACAUGUACAUAUUAAUAGGUUCAGCUAACAUUAACCAAAGAUCAAUGGAUGGGAAAAGGGACACUGAAAUUGCAAUAGGAUGCUUCCAAAUUCAAGAUGAAGUUGAGAAACAAAUGAACCUUAGUGAUGUUCAUGCAUAUAGAAUGUCACUAUGGUAUGAACACACAAAUAGUUUCAAUGAAUUGUUCUUAGAGCCACAAAGUUUGGAAUGUGUGAAAAUGAUGUGUUCAAUUGGUGAUCAAAUGUGGGAAAUUUAUAGCAAUGAAGAAAUUGUUGACAUGGAAGGUGUGCACCUUGUUAGUUACCCUAUGAGAAUAACACAAGAAGGGUAUGUGAAAGAUUUGAGUAAUGGAGUUUAUUUUCCUGAUACAAAUUGUCUAGUGAAGGGGAAGAGAUCUACAUUGUUGCCCCCUAACUUGACUACUUAGGAUUAAAUUUAACAUAUCUAGAUGUUCUAAUAUAAUACAAGAGUAUAUACCAAUGUAUCCUAAAAAUCAAAAUUAUCAUGUAUAUACCAAUGUAUCCUUAAUAUCAAAAUAUGAUAAUAGUCCAUGAAACUAUAGUGAUGUUUGUUCUUAGUACAUGUAAUAUUUUUGGUUUUAGUCCUUAAAAAUUUUAAAAUUAUUAUUUUUAGUUCCAGAAGUCAAGAGAAGUCAAUUUGUUGGGCCACGUGACAGCAUGUGGCAUAAUUAUAUUAAG
Molecule: messenger RNA, 2689 nt
Organism: Trifolium pratense (red clover)
Lineage: Eukaryota; Viridiplantae; Streptophyta; Magnoliopsida; Fabales; Fabaceae
Product: phospholipase D alpha 4-like
Exons: 4
Coding region: 136-2418 (760 amino acids)
Biological process (GO): phosphatidylcholine metabolic process; phospholipid catabolic process
Cellular component (GO): plasma membrane
Molecular function (GO): D-type glycerophospholipase activity; calcium ion binding
Source: RefSeq, a predicted model, not a curated record